This is a messenger RNA of Epithele typhae, 912 nucleotides long. RefSeq lists its product as uncharacterized. The record is from RefSeq and is a predicted model, not a curated record. NCBI's taxonomy places the organism in Eukaryota, Fungi, Basidiomycota, Agaricomycetes, Polyporales, Epitheliaceae. The transcript has 5 exons. Bases 1 to 912 code for a protein of 303 amino acids.
AUGCUCCGGGAUCAGCUUGGUCUCAAUGUCCUGGCCCUGGACUCGAGCGAGACUCAAACGCGUGGCGCGGCCCGCAUGGACACCUUGAAAUCUGUUCGCCGAGCGCAGAACAAGCUCCACGCACCGCUCUUUGAAGACGGGUCGGCACCCCCAGCUCAUCUCCCCGACAACAACCAGAGUCCGCGCGGUUCGCUGACUUAUGUGACCGCUAAAAUCGACACUCCGUCCCUCCUCUCUUCCAUCGACGCCUGGCUGGAUGAUCGUCGAGAAUCGACCACUGUUGUCAAGACCCCGGUUUUGUUCACCGCCUUGCAUGCAUGCGGCUCUCUGACACCCGACAUCCUCCGUGCUUUUGUGGCCGCAUACAAGGAUUCUAGGGCUGCGGACUGGCGUCCCUGUGCAGCCGUCGUUGUGGGAUGCUGUUACAACAUGCUUCGGUCUCCAGACCUACUGGUGUCCGAACUUUCUUGCCACUUCACACUGCCAGAGCUACUACCCAGCCAUCUCCAGCUUGCGGCUCAAGUCCCAUCUGAGUGGCUGCGGAGCGAUGCCUCCAUGCAGGAUGCGUCUGAAGCCAUCAAAAAGUUGCGCAAGCUUUCAGUUAGCCCUCAAGUUCAAGGCACUUUAUCUGCAGUAAAAUUGGGGAAGCUACCAUCAGCUGCUUACCAGACCUGGGACGGAUAUAUGGACUUUGUAUAUUGUAAGCUGGGGCAAUCAGAAUUAUACCAACAGAUUGCAGUGUUUCAUGUUAUGAGGUGCAUUCUAGGUCCUGUGGUGGAGACUUUGUUGCUAAUGGAUCGUCUGAUCUGGAUGCGAAAACAACUGCUUGGGUUUAACUGUGAAGCUGAGCUUAUGAAUGUCUUUAAUCAAGCUAUGAGUAGUGGUAGAAACAUAGCGAUGUUGUUAUACUAG